AUGUGUGACCGUGUGGGGCGGCAGGCUGCGCGAGGGCGCAGCCAGCCCCGACCUCUUACCCACCCGAUCCGGGGGAACUGGGCGAUUAAAGGAAAAUGGAUAAAAACCUGCGCGCGUUCCCGGCCCCGUUCGUCGCUCAGACCGUCUGGCCCUGGGGGCCGCCGCCUCCGGAUCUCCAACAAGCCGAGCGAGUGGAUGCCCCGCUGGGCCGGCGCCCUGAGCAUCCUGCUCUUGCUCCCGCUGCUGGGAGCCCUGCCGGUCCUUGCCGCGGGCCCCAGGGCGGGCACCCAGGGCGCUCCGCCCCCGCCGGGCAAGGAGCUUCGCAACGACUCGGAACAGACGUUGCAGCCGCCGCUGCCGCCGUCGUCGGUUCCUCCUCCUCCCCCUCCGCCACCGCCUCCGCCUCCGCCGGGCGCCCAGAGCCGGGGCCGGGGCCGGAGCCGGGGCCGGGGCCGGGGGCCGGGCCCCGCGGGGGAGGAGGUGCUGGAGUCGAGCCAGGAGGCGCUGCACGUGACGGAGCGGCGCUAUCUGAAGCGGGACUGGUGCAAGACGCAGCCGCUCAAGCAGACGAUCCGCGAGGAGGGCUGCGCCACCCGCACCGUCCUCAACUACUUCUGCUACGGCCAGUGCAACUCCUUCUACAUCCCGCGGCGCGCCCGCAGGGACGGCGGCGCCUUCCGCUCCUGCUCCUUCUGCAAGCCCAGGGCCUUCAGCACCGUGACCGUCACGCUCAGCUGCCCGGACCUGCAGCCCCCCACCAGGAAGAAACGGUUCACGCGAGUUAAGCAGUGCCGCUGCAUUUCCAUCGACCUAGACUGAAGCCCGCGCCGCCCCCGACCCUCGACCCACCCCUCCGGGUCCCUGGUUCCUUUGCCCGCCGGUCCUCACCCCCGCCGCUCGUCCUCACCGCCCCGGUGAGGACGCUCGCGGGCGUGAUUGCACGUGGGUGUGUGCGCCGUUUGCCUGGGGACCCGCGUGCGGGCGGGCGCGGGCACAGGGGAGAGGAUCCCUGCAGGCCCUCGGCUGAUAUCCGAGGGCCCCUCCGACCCUGGGAGCGCCUCGUCUUCCCUCCGAGGGCGCGGCCCGCCCCGUUCUCCGCCUCCCGGGGGUCUGAACGGGAAAGUUGAUGGGGAGCAGCCCUUUCGCUCUGGAGGGGAGCGACCAGCCGGGCCACCCAGCGCCCCCGAGCCCUCCUUCCCUCCCUUUCCACCAGCCCUCGCCCGUUCCCUCCUGCACGCCGACCCCCGGCACCUCCUCCCCCAUUUCGGGCCCGGCCUCGCGAAGUCAAGAAAACCUUAGUCCGGUGGUCCAGCGAGCCCCCCGGCCGGAUCCCCUCACGGACCCAAAAGGGCUCCUCCGCCACUGUUGCAAACCGGGGGCCUUGAGGAUUGGUCUUGAGAAAGUAUACUCCCCUUAAUAUUAAUAAUAAUACUAAUAAUAGCAAUAGUCUCUCCCUUCACCCCCUCCCCCCCGACCCUACAACGCUUGCCAUCAGAGUUCUUCACAAAGCCGCCGAGGGGCUGACCAAAAUAUCCGACAAAACAAAAUCCCAUUAAAAUAUCUUGAAAUCCA
Messenger RNA from Tachyglossus aculeatus (Australian echidna), 1572 nucleotides. It is a transcript of the gene GREM1, whose product is annotated as gremlin 1, DAN family BMP antagonist. Gene Ontology annotation, biological process: animal organ morphogenesis. Gene Ontology annotation, molecular function: receptor ligand activity; BMP binding. Bases 1 to 819 code for a protein of 272 amino acids. NCBI's taxonomy places the organism in Eukaryota, Metazoa, Chordata, Mammalia, Monotremata, Tachyglossidae. The record is from RefSeq and is a predicted model, not a curated record. The transcript is spliced from 3 exons.